Colletotrichum navitas is the source of this 1856-nucleotide messenger RNA. RefSeq lists its product as uncharacterized. NCBI's taxonomy places the organism in Eukaryota, Fungi, Ascomycota, Sordariomycetes, Glomerellales, Glomerellaceae. The transcript is spliced from 3 exons. Bases 173 to 1816 code for a protein of 547 amino acids. The record is from RefSeq and is a predicted model, not a curated record.
GCUUUUGUACUUAGCUUAUCCAAGUAUCAUCUUUUCGAUUCCUAAUCAGACAAGAAGGUGUAAUCAUCUACACUCGCUCAGCAUCCAUUCGCCCAUUUUCUCACCCAAUCCCUUGCAUCUUUAGAUUUCAUCCGUUUCCCCAGCUUACUACGUCCGUACUAUUUCCGAAACAAUGGGCAAAAGACAUAUACUUUUCGUCCUCAGCCUCAUUGCCCGAUUCGGCACAGCUGCCCUUGACUCUACAGAGCUUAUCAGGGCCUUGCCUGAGGCGUAUUGCUUUACCUACCUGUCGACUUUCCUUCAGCUGGUUCCUCUCCCGACUAGCGACGUCCCCCCUGGUGCCAUUGUGACUGUCAUCGGCGGAACUACUGUCACCAUCCCGGCCAUAAACUCAACGGUACCUGAUACCGUGACCGUCAUUGGGGGAACUACUGUUACCGUCACUGGCUCUGGGACCACCCUCACUGGCUCUAGAACCACUGUUAUAGACUCUAGAACCACGGUUACAGGCUCCGGAUCUACCGUUACAGGCUUUGGAACCACCGUCACCACUACCAUAACGUCUCGCUCAUCUGCCUCAGCCAGCGCCACUUCCAGUUCUGUUAUCUUUUUUAUUAACCCUAUGCCUGUCAUCACCAAGCGAGGUCUCCAGAAGAGGGACUAUGGUGGCUUCCUUAACAACAAAAUUACUAGCAAUCGCGGCAGUUGCAGCUUUGCCACCAUCUUCACUAUCUCCCUAGGCAAGCUCCUUGACGCCGGCAACCCCAUUUUCUACAGCCCUAGUGAGGCUUAUAAGGAAUUACGUAAUACCGGCGUCCCACCCGCUAACACUAUAACCGACACCUUUGACGAUAACAACGGCGUCCUCCGCUUCACCAACCCGAGCCUCCCAAACGGCCAAGCAAACUUCUGCCAGGUUUCGACCGGCCAGGUCUACCUCACAUUCAACUCUACAGGGCCUGCUGGCUGCCAGCCUGUCCUUCUGUACGCCUACAGAACCGAUGAGUGUGUUAACGGCCAGAUCGUCGGCGCUUUGCUUCCUACGGGAUCAUUCCUUCUGCCCCCAUCCUUGUCCACAUCGUCUGUAACGUUUACUGGCUCUGCUCUGACGUCCGGUUCCUCCACUACUACCUUAUCCCCUUCUUCUACGACAUCUGGUUCUUUAGCAUUCGGUUCUUCUACGGCAUCUGUCACUUCCACAAGUACCUCAUCUGCCUCUUUUGUCAGCUCUGGUUCUAGUCCUUCUACAAGCACGUCGCUUGACCCUACUAUAAUCUCUUCUCAAUCUCUCAGCAGUAGUAGCUCUACUAGUCUAACAAUAUCUUCACCUUUCACAUUAACAUCUAUAUCCUUAACAUCUACGUCUUCAUCCUUACUAUCUACGUCUUUAUCCUUACCCUCUACGUCUUCAUCCUUACCAUCUACGUCUUCAUCCUUAACGUCAACAUCUGCAUCCCUGACAACUACAUCCCAAACAUCUAUAUAUACAUCCUCAACAUCUAGUCCAACCCCUUCAGCUCAACCAGUGAGACGUGCUCCCUGUUUACAGCAAACAGACCCCUAUAUUCUGUCAAACGGACGCCAAGUUCACAGAUACUGCCAAAAUCUGUAUCAUGGAUCAAAUAGCCGAUUAGUACAGGUUUUACCCUGGAACAGUGACUAUGGGUCAUGCGCUGAGUACUGCGUAACAAACUACCCUAGUUUUAGCGUAUUUGUAUAUUCAUCUCCUACGGAUUCAAAUCUUUGUGAGUGCUGGACUGGAAGUGCUUUCUAUUAUGGGUCUUAUAACUACUUUGACACAGGAGUUCUUAUAUAGCCCUAGAGCUUUUCGUACUCAAUAUACUACAAUGUGAUUA